AUGACGAUCUGGGUGACCUGUGCCACCACCCGGGGCUGUGGUACCAUCCAGACCCGGGCUGAUGCCCAGGAUCAUUUAUUAAAUGAUUUUUAUCACAUUAGAAGAAACAAAUUGUCCACUCUUGAGGCAUACGAGCAGGUCCAGAAGGGCCCCCUCAAGCUGAAAGGCGUAGCGGAGCUGGGCGUGACGAAGCGGAAGAAGAAGAAGAAAAAGGGCAAAGACAAGGCCAAGCUGCUGGAGGCCACGGGGACGAGUAAGAAGAGCGAGGAGGAGAAGAGGCGCUGCCUGGACAAGCGCACGCCGGCGCAGGCGGCCUUCGAGAAGAUGCAGGAGAAACGGCAAAUGGAAAGAAUCCUGAAGAAGGCGUCCAAAACCCAUAAGCAGAGAGUGGAGGACUUCAACCGACACCUGGACACACUCACCGAGCACUAUGACAUUCCUAACGUCAGCUGGACCAAGUAGCUUGCCCCGGUGCAAAAGACAGGUCAGGCUGGCUGUUUUGCUCACCUCAGUGUUUUCUAGAAUGCCCUACACCUGCCUGGUACAUCUGCUGAAACCAGACUUUCCUGAAACUUGAUUAAAGGCAGGCUGUCCUUUCACCGGGUGUACCCUUUUCUAUUUGGACUGCAACAUUGUGCUUUGACAGGCUCGGGUCUUUUCUGGGUUAGGCCCAUGGAAGGAGGGUACCCUUC
This is a messenger RNA of Alexandromys fortis (reed vole), 692 nucleotides long. RefSeq names its product protein FAM32A-like. Lineage: Eukaryota; Metazoa; Chordata; Mammalia; Rodentia; Cricetidae. Gene Ontology annotation, cellular component: nucleolus. The coding region runs from base 1 to 462 and encodes 153 amino acids. The record is from RefSeq and is a predicted model, not a curated record. The transcript has 2 exons.